Necator americanus (New World hookworm) is the source of this 252-nucleotide messenger RNA. RefSeq lists its product as uncharacterized. The transcript has a single exon. The record is from RefSeq and is a predicted model, not a curated record. Lineage: Eukaryota; Metazoa; Nematoda; Chromadorea; Rhabditida; Ancylostomatidae. The coding region runs from base 1 to 252 and encodes 83 amino acids.
AUGUUUAAGCGUCCGAGCAUCUUUUUGCGCUCAGCCGCUCAGCUAUCCGAGGCGGGAUUGGCACGCGAUUCUCGACUCGCCGCCAUAUCCCUAGUGGAACGAACCGACGAACGAACACGGACAGGACUCGUGCACGCCGAGUUCGUCAGUGUCAGCGUUCGAUACACACAGGCCGGUGGUGGUGGUGGUAAACAGCUGUGGAAACAAGCGUUGACGGAUGCGUUCAUGCACACACCGAGGUUACGAACUUAA